CAAUUCCACAGGAGUAAAAAGACCGCACCACUUGACGCCAUGCAUGUACCAUUCUUCUCAGAACCUUGUCAGUCUCAAGUCAAACACACACACCCCAAUUGGCCAAUGAUGCCCGAGAAUUCUCAAAGAUUCGGCAAUAUGAUGCACGCCGUAGCUUAUCCGGCCGUCCGACUUACGAAUGUCGAACGUCAAGUCAGUCGGUUGCAUCUUUUCUGUCAGGGAAAGCCCGUCGUCAGUGAACUGCCGGCGUAUGGCCGCGCUGUAGUGUCCUCAUACAAUAUGGGGUCAAUCCACAGAGGUUAG
Molecule: messenger RNA, 303 nt
Organism: Pyricularia oryzae 70-15
Lineage: Eukaryota; Fungi; Ascomycota; Sordariomycetes; Magnaporthales; Pyriculariaceae
Exons: 2
Coding region: 40-303 (87 amino acids)
Source: RefSeq, a predicted model, not a curated record